UUGCAGCAAAGUUCUUAAUAGUUCUCAGAGGGUUUUCAUUCCUGGUCUUUUAAAAUCAACUCAUGGCCUUGCCUGUUUGAAUGGCAUUUGUUUCUAGUUUUCCUCUAAAUGUAUAAAACAUUCUUUUAAAAAAUGUCUAUUUCCAUCAUCUUUGUCUCAAUCCUAGAGAACAGAGUCAUAUACCAGCUGGUAGUAGGAGAAACGUCUCCCCUUUCUGGUGAAGCAGAAACAGAUGUUGGGCUUCCAGCGCAGGGUCCCAUAUCCUUCAAGGAGUUGUCUGUCUGUUUUACCAAGGAGGAAUGGGACCUGCUGGAUCCCAAACAGAAAGCUCUGCAUGAGGAAGUCAUGCUGGAGACAUCUUGGAAUGUAGCUUCUCUAUCAGGCAAUGAACAGAAGAAUGAGAUUUACCAGGAACCGGGGGUAACACCAUUACAGGUUUUUAAAGUUGAAGUGAGAGAAGACACCUUUCCAAAUCAAUGGCAACCAAAAAGUGAAGACGGAAUCCAGUUAAAUGAUCAACAGAAAAUAAAUCCUCCUCCGUUAUGUCUGGAAAUCUAUGAUUUGCUAACCCAAGAAGAUCUUAAUGGAGAGAGGAUGGGACAGUGUUUAGGCUGUGAUGAAAUACUUGAAGAACAAUCAAACCUCAGUAACUCAUGUGAAUGGAGACAGGAAAGAAACUGGUAUAAUCAGAGCUCCCCUCAUUGGAGAGAUGAGAUGGGGGGAAAAGCAUUUGAAUGUAAAGACUAUGGAAACAACUUCAACUAUACCAGUAAACCUAUUUCCCAUAAAAAGAACCACACUGGAGAGAAUUCAUAUAAAUGUAUAGUGUGUGGAAGGAGUUUCACGAGGAAUGAUAAACUGAUCGCCCAUAUUAGAAUUCACACAGGGGAGAAACCAUAUAGAUGCACGGAGUGUGGAAAGAGCUUCACAAGGAACGAUAAACUGAUAGCCCAUAUUAGAAUUCACACAGGGGAGAAACCAUAUAAAUGCAUGGAGUGUGGAAAGAGCUUCACAAGGAACGAUAAACUUAUCAACCAUAUAAGAAUUCACACAGGGGAGAAACCAUAUAAAUGCAUGGAGUGUGGAAAGAGAUUCACAAAGAGCACAGAUCUUACUUCCCAUAAAAGGAUCCACACAAAAGAGAAACCAUAUAAAUGCACAGAGUGUGGAAAGAGCUACAGUCAUUCUAGUAAUCUGAGUACCCAUAAGAGUAUCCACAAAAAGGAAAAACCACAUAAAUGCAUGGAGUGUGGAAAGAGCUUCAUAAGGAGCACAGAUCUUACUUCUCAUAAAAGGAUCCAUACAGGAGAGAAACCACAUCAAUGUAUGGAGUGUGGAAGAAGCUUUACUCACUACAAUACCCUUACUUCCCAUAAAACCAUCCAUACAGGGGAAAAAUCAUAUACAUGCGUGGAUUGUGGAAAGAGCUUCAGGACAAACAGUUCUCUAACUUCCCACAAAAGGAUCCACACAGGGGAGAAACCAUAUAAAUGCAUAGAGUGUGGAAGAAGCUUCCGGACAAGUAGUUAUCUUACUUACCAUAAAAGAAUUCACACAGGAGAAAAACCCUAUCAGUGCAUGGACUGUGGAAAGAGCUUCAAUCUCUCUAGCACGUUUACUUUCCAUAAAGCAAUCCAUACAGGAGAGAAACCCUAUCAAUGCAUGGACUGUGGAAAGAGCUUCAAUCACCCCAGUACCCUUACUUCUCACAAAAGGAUCCACACAGGAGAGAAACCCUAUCAAUGCAUAGAGUGUGGAAAGAGCUUCAAUCACUCCAGCAACCUUGCUUCCCAUAAAAGGAUCCACACAGGGCAGCGAAAAUAUAAAUGCCUAGCAUGUGGAAAGGGUUUUACUCAGAGUUCUCACCUUACUUCCCAUAAAAAAAUCCACAGUGAGGAUUAACUAUAUAAAUGCAUAAAAUGUGGUAAGAGCUUUCAUUUUUGGGAUCUGAUCACCCAUGAAGGAUGACACAUGGAAAAUUAACUGGAGUGCUUCAGUGAGAACAUUCAUCUUAAUUGACCUCAAAAGGAGGUAUCUGCAUAUAUCCCAAAAUUGCUUCUAAUUUUUCUUAUCUGAGAUCACACCUGGCCUUUGAGGGUGAGCAGUGUCCUACCUUUCAAACAUAACACUGGUUGUGUUCAGGAGGAAGUCUAAAUUUGAUUUUUAAGCAAUAUGAAGAUCAACAUGUUAAACCUGUUGAUGAUCGAUAUGUUUUGGAGGAGAAUUUAUAGAAAUGAAUGGGAUGUGGAAAAACCUUCCAACACUGCAGUGACUUUAUUCCAUAUAAAGCAUACUAUUUAGAAAUAAGUGGUCAACCCAGUGCUUCUAAGAAGUCUAGGAGCUGUAACAAAGAGGACUGCACAUACUCAUGGAUCUCUCUUUCACCAUUGGUUGAAUAUAAACUUUCCCAAACAAGCUCUUAUUUUACACAAUAUUUUCUUCAUACGGAACACAUGCAAAUAUGUGAUUUAACACUAGCAAAUAAGCAGGAGGUUGUGGGGGCGAAGAGAGAUGAAACUAUAGAGUGCUAUCUCACUGGGAAGUAAUGUAUUUCUGUUUAUUUGUUUUAUAUCUUUUUUUUAAUAGUUAUUUGCUGUUUUAUUUCCUUGCACAUGUUUUUCUUUCUUUUAAGUAUAGAUUCUAUAUAUAUGUAAUACAGUGCUAUCUGAAUAUUAAUUUGAGGUUCUAUGUGAGCAAUAUUAGAAAACAUGAUAAAUAUUCAAACGUAAAAAAGUUCAUUAUUAGAUAUUUGUUAAAUGGUACAGGUUAUAAAAUGAAUUGGUAUUGGUUGAUAAGUGGGCCAAAAUAAAAUUAAUGAAGUUAGCUAGUCUUAAUGUAAAAGGGCUGACAAUCUAAGAAACACAAUGUAAUCUUAACAUAUUUAAAAUCAUUAAGGGCAGAUAUUGCUUAUCUACAAGAGACUCAUCUAACAAAACAGGAUAAAUCUAUAUUAAUGAAUGAUUGGGUGAGACAGGUUUACCUCACAGAUACUUGGACAGAAGCUAAAGGUGUGGCCAUAUUGGUUCAAAAAGGCUUUCCAAUUGAUGUACAACAGGUUAUUUAUGUAAAUGGACAUUAUUUAAUUUUAUGUGCUAAAAUAGCAGGGACCGUAAUAGCUAUGGUUAAUGUUUAUGGACCUAAUUUAGAUUCUCCUGUUAUGUUUUAUGAAUGUUUAGGGCAUUACUAACAAAACUGGAUGGAUAACUACAUGUGAAGAUUGCCUCCUGGCUGCUAGAUAGUAACGCCUUUGUUCAUUUGAGAGCCAGUUUGGUGGUGUGGGUAAGUCAUCAGGCUAGAAACCAGGUGACCAUGAAUUCUAGUGCUG
Molecule: messenger RNA, 3325 nt
Organism: Python bivittatus (Burmese python)
Lineage: Eukaryota; Metazoa; Chordata; Lepidosauria; Squamata; Pythonidae
Source: RefSeq, a predicted model, not a curated record